CAGUUGACCUCUUGCCGAUCCAUCAUCAUCACGAUGUCGUCGGCGCUGGAUUCGAUCGAGGGGCUGCGGACGCAUCUCUCCGAAGAGAACGUAUUGCGUGAGUCCGACAUGUCCGCGUCAUCUACGGAAGAAUCCCCCCGCCACGACCGCCGCCACAAUCAUCAUGAUGUUCCCGUGGCAGCGCCAGACGCACCGCCUGUAGAUUCGAACCCUCGAGUUCGAUUUGCGCAGUCGCAUGCUCCACCGGCCGCGCCAUCUUCAAGUGGGCAUGUGAGUGGAGGUAGCUCCCGUACAAUGAUUGCCAUGCUGCAGCGCUAUGGAUACGACUUGGAAGAUCUGGAUGGCGCGGCAGACACGACGAAUUCGUCGGGGAUUCUCCAUCUCCGCGAACGCAAGAACAACCAAACGGCGUUUCACAUCGCCGUCAAGAAAGGGCACGUCGAUGUACUGAAAGCAUUGAUGAAGCUCCCGCGUGCCGAGGAGUUUGUGAACGUCGGCGACAAGCACGGCAAUACCCCACUGCAUUUUGUCGCGUCCAAGGACAAUUCGACCGCGGCGGCCGCCGAGUUGCAGACGUCGCUCGGGACGAUGCUUCUCUCGAUGGGGGCCAACCUCCACGCGACUAACGUACGCGGCCAGACACCGCUGGAAGUUCACAUCCUGACGGCGAAAGCCGACACGUCCGUCUUUGUGAAGCUCAUCUCGUUUCGUGGCAUGCAGCUCAACAACCUCGUCGGGAACGGCACAACAUACUUGCACAUGGCGAUCGUGGAUCGGUCGUACCCCGAGAUGGCCGGCGCACUCGUGAACGCCGGCGCAUCGAUCAACAUCCCCGACCACAACGGUGUGAUGGUAUCGGACGUGAUUUCGCGGCAGACACUCGUGCGCCUGACCAAGUACAUGCGCGAGGGGACACAAGCGCCGCCCGCAGACGUGCCGCGCCUGUCGUGCAAGCUAUGCAAGAACCCCAAGAGCCUCCUGGACGCGCUGCGAGACUGCCACGUGUGCGGACGCACCAUGUGCCGCAACUGCUCCAAGAAACUCGGCGACAUCAAAGAUCCUGAACAAGCCGCCCGAGAAAAGCUUGACAAAGACGCACUCGCCGUCCGACUGUGCGCCACGUGUUGUACAGUGACCCAACUCCGCGACAGGAAGGCGGCCGAACAAAAGAAGUUUGCCGAGUCCCUCUUUGGCAUGAAUCGGGUCUAGCUCGUCAUGCCACCACUGCAUGGGAUUCCAAGUCGAAAUGGACUACGUCUUUGAGAUGCAUCGUACACGCCAGUGCGAAACAUGGACGCAGAUGCUUGGCCAUCGAUACACCAUGCGCCGUC
This is a messenger RNA of Aphanomyces invadans, 1331 nucleotides long. RefSeq lists its product as hypothetical. Bases 34 to 1209 code for a protein of 391 amino acids. The transcript has a single exon. Lineage: Eukaryota; Oomycota; Saprolegniomycetes; Saprolegniales; Verrucalvaceae. The record is from RefSeq and is a predicted model, not a curated record. Gene Ontology annotation, molecular function: protein binding.